GGAAGCUGUGCGGCGCGGGGUCAGAGGUCGGCGCUGUUGAUGUUGACACGGCUCCCGGCGCGGCCUGGUCCCGGUCCGGGCGCGGCCUAGUUCCGGUCCCGGCGCGGCCUGGUCCGGUCCGGGCUCGUGCCGCCGCCCCGGCCCCGCCGCCCCGCACUCACCGACCGGGGGGGGCCUCGCUCGGGCCCCCCCGGUUCCGCGGGGAGCAGCGGGGCCGGGUCCCGCCAUGACGAUCCUCCCGAAGAAGAAGCCGGUUCCGGCUCCGGACGCCGACCCCGAUUCGGGUCCCGACGCCGGUUCCGAUCGCGGCGCCGAUUCCGGUUCCGAUCGCGGCCCCGGUGGCGUCGUUGACCCGGUCGGGCCCGGGGUCGUUCCGCGGCCUCGCGCGUCGCCGCCGCCGUCGCUGCGGGGCUGGGCCGGGCUCCCCGCCAACGCCUCCCCCCCCCCGGCGGGGCCGGUCGGUGCCGUCGGUUCCGGUUCCGUGGGCGGUUCGGACGGUCCCGGUUCGUUCGUGGGGCUGGAGCCCGAACCCCGCGGAACCGGCCCGGGGGGAGGAGGCGGAACCGGGGGACCCGGGCACAGCAAACGGCGGCGCCGAGGAGGGGCCGGGCCCAGCGCGACCGGCGGCAACGGGCCCGGGGGGGGCGGCCUGAACGUGGGAACCGGAGGAACCGGCGGAGACGAGGCCGGAGGCGGCUACAACAGCGAGGACGAAUAUGAGGCUGCGAGAGUCGAGAUGGACCCGGACACGGCAGAGCAGGUGGGGGGGGAACCGGAACCGGAACCGGAACCGGAACCGGGAACCGGGAACCGGGAACCGGCGGGGAAUGGACACGGGGGGGGGUUGAGCCCAUAUAGAGCCCAUAUAGAGCCCAUGGGUCUCACUUUGUGCCCCCCCCCCAUUGAGCCCCCCACCCCAUUAUCUCUGUGUUAUCACCCCCCCGUGGUGCCCUAUAGGGGUCUCACUUUGUGCCCCCCCCUCACUGCAGCGGAUCAGGUCUAUGGGGAUCAGGACAUGCACGAGGUGGUGAGGAAGCACUGCAUGGAUUACCUGAUGAAGAACGCCGACUAUUUCUCCAACUACGUGACGGAGGAUUUCACCACUUACAUCAACCGCAAACGGAAAAGCACGUGCCACGGGAACCACAUUGAGAUGCAGGCCAUGGCCGAGAUGUACAACCGGCCCGUCGAGGUCUACCAGUAUGGCACCGGUAUGGGGCUGGGGGACCCCAUAGGGGGCUAUGGGCUGGCGGAGCAGUCCCUGAUGAAAAGCGCCAUCAAGACGUCGGAGGAGUCGUGGAUCGAGCAGCAGAUGCUGGAGGACAAGAAACGAGCCACCGACUGGGAGGCCACCAACGAGGCCAUAGAGGAGCAGGUGGCCAGAGAGUCCUACCUGCAAUGGCUGCGCGACCAGGAGAAGCAGGCCCGCCAG
Molecule: messenger RNA, 1432 nt
Organism: Coturnix japonica (Japanese quail)
Lineage: Eukaryota; Metazoa; Chordata; Aves; Galliformes; Phasianidae
Source: RefSeq, a predicted model, not a curated record